Messenger RNA from Ananas comosus (pineapple), 2814 nucleotides. RefSeq names its product magnesium transporter MRS2-1. The transcript has 5 exons. Gene Ontology annotation, cellular component: membrane. Bases 87 to 1382 code for a protein of 431 amino acids. Gene Ontology annotation, molecular function: magnesium ion transmembrane transporter activity. The record is from RefSeq and is a predicted model, not a curated record. Gene Ontology annotation, biological process: magnesium ion transport; transmembrane transport. Lineage: Eukaryota; Viridiplantae; Streptophyta; Magnoliopsida; Poales; Bromeliaceae.
AAACCCCUCCUCUCUCUCUCUCUCUCUCUCUCUCUCUCUCUCUCUCCUUCGCUCUUCUCCUCUCUCGUUCUCGCUCUUUCUCGUCCAUGGCGGAGGCGAAGGAGCCGCUCCUCCGCCCCAAACCAUCGCCCCCCUCCACCGCCUCCUCCCGCCUCCCCCGCCCCUCCUCGGCGGCCGCAAUCGGCGGCGGAGCUCAGACGCAGCGGCCCCUGUUCCAGGGCAUGGACGUGCUCGGGCUAAAGAAGCGCGGGGGGAGCAUCCGCUCGUGGAUCCGCGUGGACGCGGCGACGGGGGCGUCGCAGGUGAUAGAGGUGGACAAGUUCACGAUGAUGCGGCGGUGCGACCUCCCCGCGCGCGACCUCCGCCUCCUCGACCCGCUCUUCGUGUACCCCUCGGCGAUCCUGGGGCGGGAGCGCGCCAUCGUCGUCAACCUCGAGCAGAUCCGGUGCAUCAUCACCGCCGACGAGGUCCUCCUCCUCAACUCCCUCGACUCCUACGUGCUCCAGUACGCCAUCGAGCUCCAGCGCCGCCUCACCGCGAGCUCCUCCGACCCCUCCAACCCGGACUACCUCCCCUUCGAGUUCCGCGCCCUCGAGCUCGCCCUCGAAGCCGCGUGCACCUUCCUCGACGCCCAGGCGGCAGAAUUAGAAGUUGAAGCAUAUCCCUUGUUAGAUGAGCUAACAUCAAAAAUUAGCACUUUAAACUUGGAACGUGUUCGCCGCUUGAAAAGCCGGCUUGUUGCGUUGACUCGGAGAGUUCAGAAGGUCAGAGAUGAAAUAGAGCAGUUAAUGGACGAUGAUGGUGAUAUGGCUGAAAUGUAUCUCACCGAGAAGAAGAGGAGAAUGGAAACAUCAUUUUUUGGUGACCAGUCCUUAGUAGGAUACAGUUCUACAGGUAAUGCUGGAGUAUCGGUUUCUGCACCGGUUUCUCCUGUUUCUUCACCACCUGAGUCGCGAACGCUUGAGAAGGCCUUCAGCCUUUCUAGGAGUAGGCAUGAGAGUGUGAAGAGUUCAGACAAUACGACGGAGCGUAUUGAGGAGUUGGAAAUGUUAUUGGAAGCAUAUUUUGUCGUCAUUGACAGUACUCUCAACAAGCUAACUUCGCUGAAGGAGUAUAUUGAUGACACAGAAGAUUUUAUAAACAUUAAGCUGGAUAAUGUCCGGAAUCAGCUGAUACAAUUUGAACUGCUACUCACAACCGCGACAUUCGUCGUCGCCAUUUUUGGGGUUGUCGCUGGAAUUUUCGGGAUGAACUUUGAGAUACCAUUGUUUGCACAACCGGAUGCAUUCCAGUGGGUGCUCGUGAUCACCGGGUUGUGCGGCUUGUUCCUCUUCUCCUUUUUCGUGUGGUUUUUCAAGUACAAAAGACUAAUGCCCCUAUAGAUUCUUCUCCGAGAACUUGAAAAGGACGGAGUCAACUCAAUUGUUGCGCUCCGAGGAUACUCUGAAAUGGGUAAUGUGUCCCUGAUUCUUCCCUUUUGUGUGUGUAUAUAUUAUUCUUUCAUAAUCUGAUAGUGAAGGUUGAGAAAACAAUUGCAUUCCAGUGGUGUAAAAAAGGAAAAGAAUGUGAGAAUAAGCUUAAUAGUAAUUUGGCUUUUUUCCAUGCUUUGCCUAGCUUUGAAAAUGUUUUAUAUUUGUGACAAUAUAGUUAGGAGCUAGAUCUAACGCAACUUAUACUCUGGACUUUAAACAUGCGUUAACAUGCGAGUUGCACAGAGCAUUUGACUGUUAUCGAUACAUUUGGUUGGUGUAAAUUUAGAUCUUUAAGAACUGAUAGAACCAAACAAAAUCCCUGUAAACCAUUUGGGCGUUGAAGGCUUGAAGCAUACUCGGAUUUUAUUUCCGAGUGUUCAUUUUCAUUAUUUAGGGCAGGAAAAGCAAAGCAAGGACAGAAGAAAGAAGAAAUUAUUAAUAGACAGUUAAGUAUAUUUGUGUAUUUGGAAAACCUGUUGGUGUAUGUAUCACUAGUUAGAUCCUCUAAUACUUUUUAAGUCAUGUUAUUCUUCAAGAGUGGUUACUAUUUGAUACAUCUAAAUUCUCCGGCUUUUUUUUUUUUCUUUUUUUUUUGUGCAUUCCUACUUGUAAGAUAGUAUUUUCCUCAUGUAAGGUGAUUUCUCAGUCCUCGAAAUUUAGUGUCACUUAUUCCUCACAUUGUAGACAUAUUUUAUACUUUUCGAUAUCCGAGUAACAAAUAUACAGAUAAAUGAUAUGCCGGAUAAGUUAUUUUGACAUCCAAACAAGCUCGUACUGGAGAGACCGUGACACGGCGUCGACAGACGAUCUUUUUCCUACAAAUCUCACAUGAUUGGUCUCAAAUAAUUGACUGCAUGAGAAAGAGCUGGGAAUUAUUGGAUGCCAAGGCCAUUGUGCAGUUAGUUUUGCCUGCAGUCAAGAUAUGCUUGUGCCUGGAAUAUUUUUUACCUUCUCUCUAUUUUUGCCAUCUUUCGCAGUUCUUGGGAAUGAAUUGUAGUAGUCGGUGUCGGCCGCAGAUUUCGUGCAGAAUUUACGCGUGAAAGGUGUACAGGUAACAUCUUUCAUUGGCUGUACUACGCGAAUCAAUUUGUUGUGUACAGCUUUUCAGAAAACUUCUGUCGUUGGCUGUACUGCGCGAAUCAAUCAAUCGUUGUACAGCUUUUCAAGAAACUUUUGAAGGUACUUGUGUGGGUCUUCACUUUUGCAUCCUCAGCCUAAUCUCUCAGGUUCCUUUGAUGGGUUCGUUGUAAUAAAUUACAAGAGAAAAGCGUUAGGUCAUAUGUGGAGGCCCCAUCAACUAUUGGCUUUUGUGAAAUAGAUCCCUUAGCUUUAAUUUUUUUUU